Messenger RNA from Paramecium sonneborni, 3685 nucleotides. Lineage: Eukaryota; Ciliophora; Oligohymenophorea; Peniculida; Parameciidae. The record is from the annotation of a GenBank genome assembly.
AUGAAUUAAAAUUUUUUCGACAGUGCGAAUCAAAAAUAAGUAUCACUAUAUUCUUUAUUUAAUUUAAGUAACUUUACAAAGCAUUAUCAAAAUACAAUGGUCCUACAACUUCUACUCCAAGUAUAUUAUCAGAAUAUUUAUCAUCUGCAAAAACAUAAACAUCAAACAAUAAAAAUAACUUUAAUUAAACAAGGCCUUUACUCAGUCCAUAAAAUAUUACUAAGCCUAUUUAAAAUGAUUCAUUAAGAAUUAAAACUUCCACUCUUCACUUUACUUAAAAACAACCAGUUUCUCAUCAUAUUAAAAGUCUUUCCUCAGAUAUAAAAUAAUAACCAUAACCUCCAAUUAGAAGGAGAGCCAGAUAAGAAAGAAUAAUAUUUUAAUCAGAAACAUAAUAAGCUCCAUUCUUGAUCAUAUAAAAUAAAGUAAGAGAUACAAGAAGAAUGGAUACUUUCAGAAAGAAUACUUUGCCCUCUAUACAAUUAGAAUCUUAAAGAAGCAUCUAAAAUACAAGUCCUAAAAUAACAGAUAUUCCUUUAGUGCCAAUUUAAUAAUUAACAGAAAUUCAAGAUUCAAAAAGCUAACUUUUUUAAGAAGCACAAAAAAUUUAUAUAGAUUAAGUAAAUAAACCAAAUGAAAAUGAAUUUGUUAAUGAAAAUAAAACAUCAUCUGAGUUCUUUAAUCUUAUAAAAAGAUAGGUGAGUAUUACUGAACCAAUUAAUGUACCAAUCUCUGAUAAUUCUAUUGAAAAUUAGAAUUAAUAAGAAAACUUAUAAGUUGAAAAAGAAGCGAAUUUCGAUGAAGAUGAAUUAUAAUCAAUUAAUGCUAUGAAAAAAUUAAGCGUUAAAAUGAAAUUUAAAAAUGCUGUGUCUCAAUAAGUUUAAAACAUGUUUAAAAAUAGAGAGGUAAUCUUAUUUCUAUUAAAAUAGUUAAAAUCAUUAUUUACUGUUAUCAUUUCACCUGAAUUUUGCUCAAAAAACGAAGAAGAGAGAUAAAAAAUUAGCAAUUAAUUUGAAUAAGGAAAUUUUAUACUAGCAAAGAAUUUAUAAAAUAUAAAAGUUAAUUUUAAAUCUCAAAAUUCUAAUAAGUUCAUUAAAGAACAAUACAUCUUAAAACAUAAUCAUAAAAUUCAUGCUAUUGUUUAAAAUUAAUUAUAAAAACUACAUACUACCAAUAAAGCAUUUUAAAGAAAAAUAUAAAUGAUUAAGGAUACACAAUGGACUACCAAAGAAUGCGAUUAACCAUAAUUAUAAUAAUUUUCUUUAUUGAAUAAAUUUAAGAAAUAAUCCAUCUUUUAAAAUUAAAUUUUUAAAGGCGAAAUAUUAUAAAAUAAUUUGGAAUAGAUUUUACCAAAUCUAAUGGAUGAUUCUAAUAAACUAACUAUUACUAUUACAAAUACACUUUUUUAAAAUACAACUUUGGAAUUUAAUAAACCUAAAUUUAUUGUUCAUAUGGAUUCGAUUAUUGAUGAAUAAGUAAUUCAACCAAUCUCACCAUCAAAAAAAGCAAUUUUACAUUCAUCUUCUUUACAUUCCUCUUUUAAGUUGCAAAAAAUUUAAAAUUCUGCUUCUUAGUCUGUUAUUGUCAAUAAAGAUCUUAUAUCUAAUCACAAUAUUUAUAAUAGUAUUUAAAACUUCAAUGUGGUUGAAGAUAACAACAAUUUAGAUAUUAAUUAAGAAUAUUCUAAAGUAAGAAUCCAAAUAUUCAUAUUAGUCAAAUUUAUAUGUGAGACUAUAUUAUCAAAAUAGAUUACAUAAAAUGCCACAAAAAAUUUCAUAUACUUAGCAUAAUUUGAAAGAGAUAGAAGAAGUAUUUUACUAAUAUGUGUCUAUGAUAACUGGUUCUUAAAUGUAAAUCUUUUAUUUAGGAUUAGUUCUUUCUAAACAAGUCAACAUUUUACGAAAUAAGGUAAAGGUAGCAUAGAAUUUUCAAAUUUAGUUUAAGAAUCACAAAUUUAAUUUGAGAGAUAUGAUAUUAUUUAGAAAAGAAAAUAGUUUUCAUUUGAUUUUGACAAUUCUAUUAGUUUAAUAUCUAGUUAAUCAGAUUAGAGUAAUUCAUUUGAUCAGAUUUUAGAAGAACCAAAUCAAAGUAAUUGAUUUAAUAAAAGUAGAUUAGGACUGAAAGUUGAUGAAAGACAUGAGAGUAAAAUGAAAAAUAUAAUUUAAUCAAUGAAAAAUUUAAGUGAUGAUUCUGAAUCAUAAAUUUUCGUUGAGGAUGUGGUAAAAAAUCAAAAAUGUAAUUCAAAUAUAAUAAAUUUAGAAGUUUCAACAGGUUUGUUAAAUACUAUAAAAAAAGUUAAAAAUAAAUAUCAUUGUCCAUUGAAUGGAUAGGUUAUAAUGAGUAUAUUGGAUUAAAGUACUAAGAAUGAUCUAUUAACAUUUCAAAUGAUGGAAUAAUCUGAGGAAUAUAUUCAAAAAUUAAUUCAUGGAGAUUAUGACACAAAUGCAUUAACAAAUUUAGAUACUUUUUAUUCUUCAUAAGAAUUAAGAAAAAUGAUAGUUCAUGGUAUUGAAAUGAGAUACUAAAACAUACUAAUAGGGAGAUAUUAAAGUUAAUAAAGAAUGAUUGAUGUUGAACAUUCUGAUUUGGUGUAAUCAUCAAUUCUUGAAGCUCCUUAAUAAUAUAUUUCUUCCUCUUAACAAUCUCAAUAAUCUCAUUAAUCUUCAGAAUUCUAAUUGCUUCAAAAACAAAAAUUAAUUAGUCUCAAAUAUUAAGGAAGAAGCAGAAAUUUAUAAAGGGAUAGUUUAACUGUCAUUAUUAAGCCAAAGCUCAAUUCAAAACAUACUGCAAAUUCACCAGAUGUAACUAAUGUUCACAGUAAACCAACAUCAUAAUAUACAAAUUAACUUACUUAUAAUAUAUUUACUUAGGCAUCAACAUAAUAUCUAACUAAACCCACAAAUCAAUCAUAACAAUCAGUCAAAGUUUCAAGUGUUUAAAAUCUAGAAGAAAAUCUUUCACAUGUAGAGAUAAGUCCCUAAUCAUCCUUAAAAUCAAUAAAAUCUAAAUCAGGUAUUGAUACCUCCAAUAUUAUAAAUUAAACAAAUCCUCCUAAAAUCAGAAAAAGCUAAAAUAUUAAAGAAUUUGAUAAAGUGACAAAAGAAAAAGUAGGUCAUCAGAAAGAAUAAAUUUAAUUAAAAGAAGAAAUAAUGUGUUCAAAGAAAUAAAAAUCAACUAAUGUUUCAUUAAUUUAAUAACCAAUUUUAGAUAAUAAAGUAUUAACUAUAAUUGAAUUUAGACUUUAAGUAUGUUUUCAUAUUCUUUACGUAUGAGAAACUAAGCUCUCGGUCAUAGUAGAAGAUAAAACCUCGAUUAAUUCAAAAUAUUAGAAUAAUUAAUUUAUGAUAAUGAUUUUCAAGAGGUACAUUUGAAAUAAUUAAAAGUUCUAUGAACAUCUUUAAUAAGUUCCAUCAAUGUAUAUAGAUCGUAGAAUAAAGAACAAUGAUACUUUAUUGACUUUAGCUUCCAAAAGCGGAUGUAAAGAAAUGAUAAAAGAACUUAUAAAGAAGGGAGCAGAUAUUAAUAUUUAAAAUGUAUUUUUUUACUUAAGCAGGAUGAUGGAAACACAGCUGUCCAUCUAGCUCUUUCAUAUGGCCAUUAUAAAAUUGCAGACAUACUAAUCGGAGCAGGAGCCAACACUAAUAUUCUAAAUAAUAUUGGUAAAAAUGCUUGGAGUAUAUUAUGA